Fonsecaea nubica is the source of this 1680-nucleotide messenger RNA. RefSeq lists its product as hypothetical. Gene Ontology annotation, molecular function: NADP binding; flavin adenine dinucleotide binding; N,N-dimethylaniline monooxygenase activity. Bases 1 to 1680 code for a protein of 559 amino acids. The record is from RefSeq and is a predicted model, not a curated record. NCBI's taxonomy places the organism in Eukaryota, Fungi, Ascomycota, Eurotiomycetes, Chaetothyriales, Herpotrichiellaceae. The transcript has a single exon.
AUGGCCCGUGCAGAGAUCGAUCUUGACGCCCUUCUCGUCGGUGCAGGCUUCGGCGGCAUCUACCAGCUGCAUCGGCUGAGACAGAUGGGCCUGUCUGCCAGGGUGAUCGAGAUGGCCAGUGAUAUUGGUGGUACCUGGUAUUGGAAUCGCUACCCGGGCGCCAUGAGUGACACAGAGAGUUUUGUCUAUCGAUUUUCAUGGGAUAAAGAGGACUUGCAAACUUGGCCGUGGAGUCACCACUAUGUCAAGCAGCCUGAAGUUCAGGCAUAUCUGAAGCAUGUGGCCGAGCGACAUGAUCUGCGCAAGGAUAUGCAAUUCAACACUGAACUCCUCUCCGCAGUUUGGAACGAUACCUCCAGAUACUGGCAAGUGGAACUAAGCACUGGGGAGAGCCUUAAAGUGCGAUAUCUCAUCACCGCAUUGGGCCUACUCUCGAAGCCCAACUACCCCGAUAUUCCUGGUAUCGACAGUUUCAAGGGCCAGAAGGUUCACACGGCAAACUGGCCCCAAGGCCUGGAUGUAACUGGCAAGCGCGUUGGUAUUAUCGGCUGCGGCUCGACGGGAGUCCAAGUUAUCACCGACAUUGCUCCGCGGGUCAAGUCUUUGACCUGCUUCCAGAGACAUCCUCAAUAUAGCGUCCCCAGCGGUGAUCGACCCGUCGAUCCUGCUUACCGUGCAUGGGUGAAUGAGAACUACGACGCCAUCUUCGACCAAGUCAGAAACUCAAUCGUGGGCUUUGGCUUCGUUGAGUCCACUAUUCCAUUUAAAUCCGUGACGUCCCCGGAAGAGCGCGAACAUAUCUUUGAAACCCUUUGGAAGGCGGGCAACGGCUUCCGCUUCAUGUUCGGCGGCUUCUGCGACAUCGCCACAGAUAGGGAAGCCAACGAAGCCGCUUGCGAAUUUAUCCGCAAGAAGAUCCGGCAGAUCGUUAAAGACCCAGAGAAGGCGCGUAAGCUACAACCUCACGACUACUACGCACGCCGACCGCUCUGUGACGGCGGGUACUUUGAGCAGUUCAACCGCGACAACGUGGACGUUGUGGCCUUACAAGAGACGCCCAUUACGCGCAUCACCGAGCAGGGCGUGGAGACCAGCGAUGGCAAGCUUUACGAGCUCGACGUGCUCGUCUUCGCCACGGGCUUUGACGCCGUCGAGGGCAAUUAUAACCGCAUCCGCAUCCGCGGCCGCGACGACAUCAGCCUCAAGGAAUACUGGGACCCGACCGGUCCGACGAGCUACUUGGGCGUCUCGGUGCCCAACUUCCCCAAUCUCCUGAUGAUCACGGGCCCCCAGGGCCCUUUUACGAACCUGCCGCCCGCGCUCGAAGCCCACGUCGAGCUCAUCUCGCGCCUGGUCGAGCGCGCCGAGACCUUGCGUAAGUCCAACCCGGAAUCGGCCCCGGUGCCGCUCAUCGAGGCGACGCCCGAAGCAGAGAAAGAAUGGGGUCUCGAAUGCGAGCGCGUCGCCGAGGGCAGCCUGUUCAAGGAAACGGCCAGCUGGAUCUUUGGGCGAAACAUCCCGGGCAAGAAAUACGCCAUGCGCUUCUACUUUGGCGGCUUGAAGCUGUUCUACGGCCAUAUCCAGAGGGUCAUUGACAAUGGUUAUAUUGGGUUCAAGGACUUGGGGAAGAAUGCGACCGACGUGGGUACAACUGGAGAAGCCUUGUCGGCACACCUGUAA